GGGUGUGCUUCUGAACUACUCCUCCCUGCACAGCUCUUUCAGUAUGCAUAUCACAUCUCCCUGCUUGUAGCAGGCUGAUGAGUGUGUGCAGUUAGUGCAGGCACACACAUACUUCUGCGCUUUCCCUGAAAGUGGAGCAUUAGCAACUGCAGUCAAAAAGCACCCUUGCUUCUUCAGCUCUGAUCCUAGCAGCAACUGUCUGAUUCUGUCUGGAGGAACUGGGAGACAGCACUGGAGGCAAGUUUAAAACGGACCUAGUGACACCCGGCUGUCACAUCUGGCUUCAUGAAUCUACUUAUUACCAGUACACUUACAAUUACUUUCCCAGUCCCAUUGGUAGUGUAUGUUCUUGAGGACUGCCUGGCUGGGAAGGAAGGAGCACAGUGCUGAAGGCUCCAGCUGCUGUUAAGAAAACUGGCCUUAAAAUAUUACUGAUGGAUUGGAUACUGAAGUUCUCCAGACAACAUUAAUCUAUUGAUGACUCUCAGGUGAAGAUGUGAUUGAUGCAGUUACAGACACUGGUGUCAUAGGACGUUUGCUAGAUUUUCACUGGAUUUGUUCAGACAUCCCACUGCUGUUAAUAAGGUUGGAUAUAUCUCUUGGCUCAAAGAAAUGGUUUGUUCUCUGUUCCUGAGAUACUGGUGAAAGGCUGUAAUUAAGGACCCUGGUAACAGUAUAUGGAUUCUAUUGGAGAUAAAGUAUCAUACAAGAAGAGGAUGAAAUAUCUACUCUAGCAAACAGCUUUGCUGAUCAAGUGGCUAAACUUGGACAAUGGGCUCCUGCCUACAUAAGUGCACAGCUGGGAUAAAACCACUGAUUCUGGGAGACGUGCUCUAUUGUGAGUGAGAAACUAAUCUGGUCUGUGAUACACAAAUUUUAAUGGAGCAUAAGCAGGGGAAGAGCAUGCAAUGAGAAUGGUUGGACCAUUGCAGUGGCACUCUGAUUUUUGUGGAUCGUGAACAGAAAAGGGGAUUGAGAAGACACCAUCCGAGUUAUUCUGGCACAUGACUUGAGUGCUUUCUAUUCUUAGACAAAUGAGGAGAUGAAAUAUGUAGACUGAGAAUAACACAUGUCCAGGUUAAAACUGCAUUCUACAAGAAGUAUUUGAUGGAUUAUUCCUAGACAUUUCUAAGAAGGUAAACACAAAAAAUUAUUCCAUUCUGAUCGCUACACGGGCAUCAUUAUUUUAAUGUUGAUUACUCAGACAAGAGUGCCAUGGAUGUAAAAGAAAGGAAACCGUAUCGAUCUCUGACUCGGCGCCGCGACACGGAGCGCCGCUACACCAGCUCUUCAGCAGAGAGUGAGGACAGCAAGGCUCCUCAGAAGUCCUAUAGCUCCAGUGAGACCCUGAAGGCUUAUGAUCAAGACUCCAGGUUGACCUACAGCAACCGGGUCAAAGACAUGGUGCACCAGGAGGCCGACGAAUUCUGCCGAGCAGGAGCCAACUUCUCUUUGCGGGAGCUGGGUCUGGAAGAUGUGACGCCCACCCAUGGGACUUUGUACCGGACUGAUAUUGGGCUGCCUCACUGCGGCUACUCCAUCAGCACUGGCUCAGAUGCCGACACGGAGGCAGAUGUCGUCAUGUCACCUGAGCACCCCGUGAGGCUCUGGGGACGCAAUACCAAAUCUGGACGCAGCUCCUGCUUGUCGAGCCGGGCCAACUCCAACCUCACCCUCACUGACACGGAGCAUGAGAAUACCGAAACUGGUCCUCCCCUGCGCUGUUCGUCUGCCUCCUCCACACCCCCCGAGCAAACCCCUUCCCCCUCCCCUACGCCGCCGGCCAAUGAUGGCGCGGGGCGGUUGCUGGGAAACGGAGCGGCCCAGCCGCCCGCGGACUCUGACUCUGAGGAAGAGUUUGUCCCUAACUCAUUCUUAGUUCAAAGCAGCUCUGGAAACCUCUGUGUCGCCGCUAACGAUCAUCCUCCAAAUCUUCAAAAUCAUUCAAGACUCCGAACUCCACCACCACCAAUAUCACAUGCUCACACCCCAAACCAACAUCACGCAGCCUCCAUCAAUUCCCUGAACAGAGGGAACUUCACUCCGCGCAGCAACCCAAGCCCAGCUCCCACAGACCACUCUCUGUCGGGGGAACAACCAGCCAGCACUCAAGAACCAGCCCACGCUCAGGACAACUGGUUACUGAACAGCAACAUCCCGCUGGAAACCAGAAACAUAGCAAAGCAGACAUUCCUAGAGACAUUGCAGGACAACCUCAUUGAGAUGGACAUUCUCACCUCCUCCCGACAUGACGGUGCUUACAAUGAUGGGCACUUCCUGUUUAAACCUGGAGGCACUUCUCCCCUUUUUUGUACAACGUCGCCGGGAUAUCCCUUGACGUCCAGCACUGUGUACUCACCUCCCCCUAGGCCCCUUCCCAGAAGUACCUUCUCUAGGCCUGCCUUUAACCUGAAGAAACCCUAUAAGUACUGUAACUGGAAAUGUGCUGCCCUGAGUGCCAUUGUCAUCUCGGUCACACUGGUGAUCCUGCUGGCAUAUUUCAUAGCCAUGCACCUGUUUGGCCUAAACUGGCACCUGCAGCCGAUGGAAGGGCAGAUGUAUGAAAUCACGGAAGACACAGCCAGCAGUUGGCCAAUGCCAACGGACGUCUCCUUAUAUCCUUCGGGGGGCACAGGGUUAGAGUUACCUGACAGGAAAGGCAAAGGAACCAGUGAAGGAAAGCCCAGUAGUUUCUUUCCAGACGACAGUUUUAUAGACUCUGGAGAAAUUGAUGUUGGCAGACGAGCCACACAGAAGAUCCCUCCUGGUAUCUUUUGGAGAUCUCAGGUGUUCAUCGACCACCCAGUGCAUCUGAAAUUCAAUGUGUCUUUAGGAAAGGCUGCUCUGGUUGGCAUCUAUGGCAGAAAAGGCCUUCCACCAUCACAUACACAGUUUGACUUUGUCGAGCUCCUCGAUGGAAGACGCCUUCUGACCCAGGAGGCAAGAGGUUUGGAGGGACCUCAGCGGCAACACAGAACCUUUGUGCCCUUGUCCAGCCACGAGACAGGGUUUAUCCAGUACUUGGAUUCAGGCAUAUGGCAUUUGGCCUUCUACAAUGAUGGCAAGGAGUCGGAGGUGGUUUCUUUCCUUACCACUGCCAUUGAAUCAGUGGAUAAUUGUCCUAGUAAUUGCUAUGGGAAUGGAGACUGCAUAUCUGGGACUUGCCAUUGCUUCCUUGGCUUUCUGGGCCCUGACUGUGGUAGAGCGUCCUGCCCGGUGCUGUGCAGUGGGAAUGGGCAGUACAUGAAAGGGAGGUGCUUAUGCCACAGUGGUUGGAAAGGAGCAGAAUGUGACGUCCCAACCAACCAGUGCAUCGAUGUCACCUGCAGUAACCAUGGGACGUGCAUCAUGGGGACCUGCAUCUGCAACCCAGGGUACAAGGGCGAGAGCUGUGAAGAAGUGGAUUGCAUGGAUCCUACCUGCUCGGGACGAGGAGUGUGUGUGCGCGGAGAGUGCCACUGUUCUGUUGGCUGGGGAGGAACCAACUGCGAGACCCCAAGAGCCACGUGUCUGGACCAGUGCUCUGGUCAUGGGACCUUCCUUCCCGAUACCGGCCUCUGCAGCUGCGAUCCCAACUGGACUGGCCACGAUUGUUCAAUCGAGAUUUGUGCAGCAGACUGCGGAGGACACGGAGUUUGCGUCGGAGGCACCUGCCGCUGCGAGGAGGGCUGGAUGGGCACAGCCUGUGAUCAGCGAGCGUGUCACCCACGCUGCAAUGAACACGGGACAUGCCGGGAUGGCAAGUGUGAAUGCAGCCCAGGCUGGAACGGAGAGCACUGCACUAUUGCUCACUAUCUGGAUAAGGUAGUGAAAGAGGGAUGCCCUGGCUUGUGCAAUGGGAAUGGCAGAUGCACUCUGGACAUGAACGGUUGGCACUGCGUCUGCCAGCUGGGCUGGAGAGGAGCGGGCUGUGAUACGUCCAUGGAGACGGCGUGCGGCGACGGGAAGGACAACGAUGGAGAUGGACUGGUGGAUUGCAUGGACCCAGACUGCUGCUUGCAGCCCCUGUGCCAUGUCAACGCACUGUGCCUGGGCUCCCCGGACCCCCUAGAUAUUAUCCAGGAGACACAAGCACCCAUCUCCCAGCAGAGCUUGCAUUCGUUCUACGAUCGGAUCAAGUUCCUGAUUGGCAAAGACAGCACUCACAUCAUCCCAGGAGACAAUCCCUUCGAAGGAGGACAUGCAUGCGUGAUUCGAGGCCAGGUGAUGACAGUGGAUGGAACCCCCCUGGUUGGAGUCAACAUCAGUUUUGUCAACAAUCCUCUUUUUGGAUACACGAUCAGCAGACAAGAUGGCAGCUUUGAUCUCGUUACCAUUGGUGGGAUCUCCAUUAUCCUGCACUUUGAGCGGGCUCCCUUCAUCACCCAAGAGCACACGCUGUGGUUGCCGUGGGAUCGUUUCUUUGUCAUGGAGACCAUCGUCAUGAGACACGAAGAGAACGAGAUCCCGAGCUGUGACCUCAGUAACUUUGCUCGACCCAACCCUGUGGUCUCACCAUCUCCACUGACGGCUUUUGCAAGUUCCUGCUCGGAGAAAGGUCCUAUCGUUCCCGAAAUCCAGGCUCUACAAGAGGAGAUUAACGUUUCCGGUAGUAAAAUAAAAGUGAGUUACCUGAGCAGUCGCACGGCUGGCUACAAAUCAGUCCUGAGGAUCAGCAUGACCCACCCCACCAUCCCCUUCAACCUCAUGAAGGUCCACCUCAUGGUGGCCGUCGAGGGACGCCUCUUCAGAAAGUGGUUUGCAGCUGCUCCAGACCUGUCCUAUUAUUUCAUCUGGGAUAAGACAGAUGUCUACAGCCAAAAGGUGUAUGGGCUUUCAGAAGCCUUUGUUUCCGUGGGUUAUGAGUAUGAGUCAUGUCCUGACUUGAUCCUGUGGGAGAAGAGGACGGCUGUGCUUCAAGGUUAUGAAAUUGAUGCUUCCAAGCUUGGAGGAUGGUCCCUGGACAAACACCAUGCCCUCAACAUACAAAGUGGUAUCUUGCAUAAAGGAAAUGGAGAAAACCAGUUUAUUUCCCAGCAGCCGCCUGUAAUUGGAAGCAUUAUGGGCAAUGGCCGUAGACGUAGCAUUUCUUGUCCAAGCUGCAAUGGUCUUGCAGAUGGGAACAAACUCCUGGCUCCUGUUGCCCUAACAUGUGGAUCUGAUGGAAGUCUUUAUGUCGGAGAUUUCAACUACAUCCGAAGAAUCUUUCCCUCUGGCAAUGUCACCAACAUACUGGAACUAAGAAAUAAAGAUUUCAGACAUAGCCACAGCCCAGCUCAUAAGUAUUACUUGACCACAGAUCCAAUCACCGGCUCCAUCUACCUCUCUGACACCAACAGCCGACGUAUCUACAAAAUCAAGUCAACCACCUCAGUGAAAGACAUUGUGAAGAAUUCAGAGGUCUUGGCUGGAACUGGAGACCAGUGCCUCCCAUUUGAUGAUACCCGCUGUGGGGAUGGAGGCAAAGGCACCGAUGCUACUCUUACAAAUCCCAGGGGCAUCACCGUAGACAAGUUUGGACUUAUUUACUUUGUAGAUGGCACUAUGAUCAGGAGGAUCGAUCAGAAUGGGAUCAUCUCAACAGUAUUGGGUUCCAAUGACUUGACAUCUGCUCGACCUCUCAGCUGUGACUCUGUCAUGGACAUUUCUCAGGUUCGUCUUGAGUGGCCCACGGAUCUGGCAGUUAACCCGAUGGAUAAUUCUCUGUAUGUGCUAGACAACAACGUUGUGUUACAGAUUUCUGAGAACCACCAAGUGCGCAUAGUGGCAGGGAGGCCCAUGCACUGCCAGGUCCCAGGGAUGGACCACUUUCUCCUUAGCAAGGUGGCAAUACACGCCACCCUGGAAUCUGCUACUGCCCUGGCUGUCUCACAUAAUGGGGUCCUAUAUAUUGCUGAAACUGAUGAGAAGAAGAUCAACCGCAUCAGGCAGGUUACCACCAAUGGAGAGAUUUCUCUCGUUGCCGGUGCACCAAGCAGCUGUGACUGCAAGAAUGAUGCUAACUGUGACUGCUUCUCGGGGGAUGAUGGCUACGCCAAGGAUGCCAAACUGAAUGCUCCAUCCUCCCUUGCAGUGUGUGCAGAUGGAGAGCUGUACGUUGCUGAUCUUGGAAAUAUCCGAAUACGCUUUAUAAGGAAAAACAAACCAUUCCUCAACACUCAAAAUAUGUAUGAGUUAUCCUCACCCAUAGAUCAGGAACUCUACUUGUUUGACACCAGCGGUAAGCACCUGUAUACUCAGAGCCUUACCACUGGAGAUUAUCUUUACAAUUUUACUUAUUCUGGAGAUGGAGAUAUAACCCUGAUCACUGACAACAAUGGCAACUUAGUCAAUAUCCGAAGAGAUUCCACGGGGAUGCCCCUCUGGUUGGUCGUGCCCGAUGGCCAAGUCUACUGGGUGACAAUUGGUACCAACAGCGCACUCAAGAGUGUAACCACACAGGGUCAUGAAGUGGCCAUGAUGACUUACCAUGGCAACUCAGGUCUGCUUGCCACCAAAAGUAAUGAAAAUGGCUGGACAACUUUUUACGAGUACGACAGCUUCGGCCGCCUGACCAACGUCACCUUCCCCACUGGCCAAGUGAGCAGCUUCCGCAGCGACACUGACAGCUCUGUACAUGUCCAGGUGGAAACCUCCAGCAAGGAUGAUGUUACAAUAACAACCAAUUUGUCAGCAUCAGGAGCCUUCUACACCCUGCUCCAAGACCAAGUCCGAAACAGCUACUACAUUGGUGCUGACGGCUCUCUCAGACUGAUGCUGGCCAAUGGCAUGGAGGUGGCCCUGCAGACUGAGCCACAUCUGCUGGCUGGCACCGUCAACCCCACCGUGGGCAAGAGGAAUGUCACCCUGCCCAUCGACAAUGGCCUCAACCUUGUGGAGUGGAGGCAGAGGAAGGAGCAAGCAAGGGGGCAGGUCACUGUCUUUGGACGUCGCCUGAGGGUUCACAAUAGAAACCUGCUGUCCCUGGACUUCGAUCGCGUGACGAGAACAGAGAAAAUCUAUGAUGAUCACCGCAAGUUCACGCUCCGCAUCCUCUAUGACCAGGCAGGGAGGCCCAGCCUCUGGUCACCCAGCAGCAGACUCAAUGGAGUCAAUGUGACCUAUUCCCCUGGAGGACACAUUGCAGGAAUUCAGAGGGGCACAAUGUCAGAAAGGAUGGAGUACGAUCAGUCUGGCAGAAUUACAUCCAGGAUCUUUGCUGAUGGCAAAUCAUGGAGCUACACUUACCUGGAGAAGUCCAUGGUGCUGCUCCUUCACAGCCAGAGACAGUACAUCUUUGAGUUUGAUAAGAAUGACAGGUUGUCAUCAGUGACCAUGCCCAACGUUGCCCGGCAGACUUUAGAAACCAUCCGUUCCAUUGGUUACUACAGGAACAUCUAUCGACCCCCAGAAGGGAAUGCCUCAGUUAUUCAGGAUUUCACAGAGGAUGAGCAGCUUCUCCACACACUGUACUUGGGGACAGGGAGACGUGUCAUCUACAAGUAUGGAAAGUUGUCCAAGUUAGCUGAGAUGCUCUAUGACACCACAAAGAUCAGUUUCACCUAUGAUGAAACUGCUGGCAUGCUGAAGACAAUAAACUUGCAGAAUGAAGGGUUCACGUGUACCAUCAGAUACAGGCAGAUAGGACCCCUCAUUGAUCGACAGAUUUUCCGCUUCACUGAGGAAGGCAUGGUGAAUGCACGUUUUGACUAUAAUUAUGACAACAGUUUUCGGGUGACCAGCAUGCAAGCAGUCAUCAAUGAGACACCUUUACCCAUCGAUCUCUACAGGUAUGAUGAUGUGUCAGGCAAAACUGAGCAAUUUGGUAAAUUUGGAGUGAUUUACUACGACAUCAACCAGAUUAUCACCACUGCGGUCAUGACUCACACUAAACAUUUUGAUGCCUAUGGCAGGAUGAAAGAGGUCCAGUACGAGAUAUUCCGGUCGCUCAUGUACUGGAUGACUGUGCAGUAUGACAACAUGGGGAGAGUUGUUAAGAAAGAGCUAAAGGUUGGACCUUAUGCAAACACAACUAGGUACUCAUACGAGUAUGAUGCUGAUGGCCAGUUGCAGACAGUGUCUAUCAAUGACAAACCACUCUGGCGUUACAGCUAUGACCUAAAUGGGAACCUCCAUUUGUUGAGUCCGGGGAACAGUGCCCGCCUUACUCCCCUCAGAUAUGACCUCAGGGAUAGGAUUACUAGACUGGGGGAUGUGCAGUACAAAAUGGAUGAAGAUGGCUUCCUGAAGCAAAGAGGCAAUGAGAUUUUUGAGUACAACUCAGCUGGUCUGCUCAUCAAAGCCUACAACAAAGCCAGUGGCUGGAGUGUGAAGUACCGCUACGACGGCCUAGGAAGGAGAGUCUCUAGCAAAACCAGCCAUGGCCAUCACUUGCAGUUCUUCUAUGCAGACCUGACCAACCCAACCAAGGUCACCCAUCUGUACAACCACUCAAGCUCAGAGAUCACCUCCUUGUAUUAUGAUCUCCAAGGCCACCUGUUUGCAAUGGAGCUCAGCAGUGGCGAUGAAUUUUACAUAGCCUGUGAUAACAUUGGCACUCCUCUGGCUGUCUUCAGUGGGACUGGCUUAAUGAUUAAGCAGAUACUAUAUACAGCUUAUGGGGAGAUCUAUAUGGACACCAAUCCCAACUUCCAGAUCAUCAUUGGCUACCAUGGAGGAUUGUAUGAUCCCCUCACAAAGCUCAUCCACAUGGGACGGAGAGACUAUGAUGUGCUGGCAGGUCGAUGGACAAGUCCAGACCAUGAUAUGUGGAAGCACCUGAGUAGCAAUAACAUCAUGCCUUUCAACCUGUAUAUGUUCAAAAACAAUAAUCCCAUUAGCAACUCUCAGGAUAUCAAAUGCUACAUGACAGAUGUCAACAGUUGGCUACUCACCUUUGGGUUCCAGCUACACAAUGUCAUCCCUGGGUACCCCAAGCCAGAUAUGGAUGCCAUGGAGCCAUCAUAUGAGCUUAUCCACACACAGAUGAAAACCCAAGAAUGGGACAACAGCAAGUCAAUUUUAGGGGUCCAGUGUGAAGUGCAGAAGCAGCUGAAGGCCUUUGUCACCCUUGAGCGCUUUGAACGGAUCUACAGCUCCAGCAUUGCUGGGUGCCAGCAGGUCAAGAAGAACAAGAACUUCGCCUCUGGUGGCUCUAUCUUCGGCAAAGGCGUCAAGUUUGCCAUGAAGGACGGGCGCGUGGCCACCGACAUCAUCAGUGUGGCCAAUGAGGACGGACGGAGGAUCGCAGCCAUCUUGAACAAUGCCCACUACCUAGAGAACUUGCACUUCACCAUCGACGGGGUGGACACGCACUACUUCAUCAAGCAGGGCCCGUCAGAGGGCGACUUGUCCAUCUUAGGCCUCAGUGGCGGGCGGAGGACCCUGGAGAAUGGUGUCAACGUCACGGUGUCCCAGAUCAACACAGUGCUGGGUGGAAGGACUAGACGUUACACAGACAUCCAGCUGCAGUAUGGCGCGCUGUGUCUGAACACUCGCUACGGGACCACUUUGGACGAGGAGAAGGCCCGCGUCCUGGAGCUGGCCCGGCAGCGCGCCGUGGCCCAAGCUUGGGCCCGGGAACAGCAAAGACUGAGGGAUGGGGAGGAGGGGAUUCGCUCGUGGACAGAAGGGGAGAAGCAACAAGUGCUAAACACAGGCCGGGUACAGGGCUACGACGGCUAUUUUGUGAUCUCUGUGGAGCAAUAUCCAGAAUUAGCAGACAGCGCCAACAAUAUACACUUCAUGAGACAGAGUGAAAUGGGCAGAAGGUGACAGAGAGGGUCGAUACGGUGACUUCUUGCCAAAGACAGCUACUCUUUUGUGGCCACUUACCUGACUGUGUUGUACUCAAUCCUUUUUCUAAACUGAACAAGGUUGGGGGGGGAGGGAGGAAAAUUAGAAAGAGAAGGAAUAAUACGGUUGCACUGUAACUCCUGCAACGUAACUUUUUUUCCCCUUUAAUUUGGCCUUCACACGUUUUUUGCAAAGAACAGAAGGAAUAUUUUGCCGUAGUGUGAUCACAGUGAAAUUUACUGUCUCUUGUCCUUUUUAUUUUUCCCCUUUGUGAGGAAUUUGAAGUGGGGAGUCGUCAGAGUACGUCCUUAGGUGUGAAGUGAGAAAUGGGUGUCUGUGCUAACUUGUGUCAUCCUAACCCUUUCUGAUCUGGGUCAGGGACAGAUAGCCUUCCACCCAAAACGUGGGGAGCCCACAGCGUGCUGGAGAGCUCUUCCUGAGAAGAAAGGAAAAGGAAGAUGACACUGAUUCCUGAACUCUGAAAGCGACCGUCUGAAUCAUGUGCCUCAAAAGAGACGUUACAAGUAGUUUUCACGUUUCACUUGGGACUUAAAAGUGUUUUUUGGGGGCUCCUGCUGAGCAGAAGUAGAUUAUAGAGGCGAAGGAGCUGAUUAUAUUAACUUGCAAGAUGAUUCUCUUCCUUCCUGAACUGGAAUAAAAAAAGAAAAAAAAAUCAGUCUUUUUUUUAUUAUGAGAGUAGAUACUUUUUUGUUUGUUUUUGUGUGUGUGUGCAGAUCCUGGUUUUAGUUAAAACCUAGCAAAAGCCAAGAAAGGGACUCCUGCUCUAUUGAGAAAAGCUAAAAUAAAUCCUCUCUCAUACGUAGAGCUGUUCUAUAGGUGGAUUUAAUGCACCCAUGUUGUACAUUUGCUAAUGGCAUUACUUCAUUAAAUGUAUAGUGUUUCAGUACAUGAGGCUACGUGUUUAACAGUCCACUGUGCUGUAUCUGAUAAAAAACCGGUUAAUUUUUAGGAAGCUGAUUUGAAUUUAAAAGUAGUUAUAGUAUCCCAGUGACAUACCACUGAAAAUUAGAGCAAGCCAAACCCUGACUUUCCUGAUUCUGGAUUCCUGUAUUUAUUGGAUGGGAAAUGCAGUUUUAAGUAGCAUGCUGGCAAGUAAUUUGUGACUAUGGCAGAUAAAUGUCUCUGGGGGACUUUGGCAGCAGGGAUUUUAAAAUGGUUAAUAAGCAGCAACAGCUUGUGCUUGGUGGGACAAGAAAGGGAAUACUGGAGUCAACCCUCUCACUGUUUCUUAGAGGAGACUAAGUUUAAUGGAGAGCCCAGUUGACUGUUAGCAGUGAAGAGGGGGAAAUUUGGAUGGAAAUGCCCACUACAGAGGGGACCAAGUGCUUUAAUAAGAAACUGCUGACAGAGUUACUCGGCAUGCUAAUGUAAUUUGCAUUCUCAUAACCUUUAUGCUCUAGUAUUUGCAAGAGUCCUUGAAAUUCAAGGGAACAAGGAGAUGAGCCGAGCAUCCUCUUCCCUGCCUGCAGCAGCCCCAUGGUAGCCAGGGGCCAUUCCUGCAGGCAGAGGAACUGCCCAUCUCUCACUGGGGCUCCGGCUGGAGGUGACCAACCCUGGUCCUGAGCAGGCAUCUCCAUCACAUUGACACGUGUGUAUCUCAACUCUGAGAGCUCUCAUUGUGCCUCUCUGAGAACAUCUCAAGGCUGAUUUCUUUAUUUUUCUCCAUCCAUUUUGUUUUCUUCUCAGAGCCACCACAACUGACAUCCUCAACCGAGCCUGAUACUUCUCCACAGGCUCCAAGAUAAUGCAUAUUGGGCAUGCACUGAGAUGUGGGCAACCUCAGUGCAGUCCCAGUUUCCCUGUCAAUGCUGGCUGACAGCUCCAGCUGCCCUGCCUCUCUGUUCCUGAGCACUUGCCAGGAGGAAGGUGAUGGGAUGGAAAUUCCCCCAACAGACUAUUCCUCUGGUCUGAGGAAAAAAGAGGUCUGAGUGUGAAAAUUUCCCACUGGGACACUGCCAGCCCAAGAUGGCACCUCUACAGCCUUACAGACUCUUCAGGUUAUUACAGGAGGUAAUGUCUUUGAGGAGCUCACCCAUUUUUUGAGCAUCUCACAGUCCCACCCACUAUGGUUCAGGCAGCACAGGCUGCAUUUCUUUGCAUGCCCAAGCUCUUACGACCUGCACCCUGUAUGAAACUAUGGACAUGUAAAAAAAGGGGGAAAAAAUACAUAUAUAUAUUUGUAUACGUAUAUAUGUGAUGGAUGGCUCUUCAGUGAUGAAUACAAACCUAUAUGAAGAUGUCUACUGGGCAGAAUUAUAAGUGUUCCUGAUAGAGCAGGGGCUGGGCCAAAGAACCCAGAGGCGUCUGCCAACCUUGUGGUGAUAAUGCGAUUCUGUUUCUGAAACUUUGUCCUCUGUGAAACCUUCAAUAUUUUCCCUCUACUUAUGAGGUGAAACUAGAAACAAACAUUUUCAAUCUCUUAGCCCUAGAUUUUUCCCUUUUGUUAAUGAAAAGUGCUUUUUCUACAGGACUCCACUGCUUUUUGAUGGAACUUAAAGGAGGAAGCUAUAACAUAAUAACUGCUGAGCCAGACUCUACUGAGAAAGGUCCUUAGUGCUGUCACCAAGCAUUUCCAUUUAACUCUUGGCCAUGUAGCCCAUGUGCAACCCCAUUUGCCUCCCUGCAGGACCACAUCAUGGCUGCCCAACCCUUCUUGUUUUGCUUACGGGCAGGGGAUGCUUCACUUCUGGAAGGCUUUGGACGCCAGUCCCAUUGAGCUAAGCCCCAUGUCCCAUGGCUUCUGCACUCCAUGCACUUCUGAAAGCCAGUCAAGUGCAUGACUAUUGCUACAGAGAAUCACAGAACAUCAUUUUGGCCUUAUAUGCAUUUAUGGCUUGACUUGGAGAUUUCCAAAAAGAAGAACCACUUCAAAAUGCAAAGGAUUGGAUUGAAUUACUUCAAAUUCUGGAAAUGUCUUCGUAUUGAAGAGCCGUGUGAAGGGAUGGGACCAAAGCUGGAAGAGCAAUUCCAAUAUCCCAUACUAGUCAGUCCUGAUACAAGCAGCAGGUGAAGGCUGAUGGCUGCAACCCUCCAUAGCCACUGCUGCUAUCAAAAUGAGCUUCAUUUGGAGAUGUGCUGGUGAUGGGAUCAACUGGAUCUAGACACAAGUUGGUGCCAUAAUGGCUCUAUCUCUGUGAUACAUCCUGCAUGCUCAACCUGGACAGAAUGAAUCUAAUUUAACAUUGCAAGAACUGGCACAGUAUUUGUUUUCUCUGAGCUCUUUUUUUUUUUUUUUUUAGUUUAAUUUUAUUUUUGUCCUUUGCAAUUGAAGAUUAGAGCUUGGAAAAAUCAUUAAUCAGUGGUGACCAGAGGGAAUCACGCAGCUCGUCGUAUCUGUGUCAUCACAGAUAUUGAUAGAGCCACCACAAAAAUGAGACAACAAAUCUAAAUGAUAACAGGCAGGAGCUAACAAGAUAAAGGUCAAUACAAGCCUGAUGCUUGAUUUGGGUUUAAAGACACAGAAUGGGAGCCAACCCCAGGACCCGUCUGGCUGCAGGUUGGAAGCAGUGAGGGAUUUCUGUCAUCUAUCUGUAGUUGCUUUAUUGAGUUUAGGGAACCGGGUGCGAUUCAACUCUGUCUGUUAUACAGAGAGUGUAACCAGAAUAAAUCAACGUGGUUAAAAAAAAAAAUAAAAAAAUCUAAUGAAGUACUUUUUCAGCUGUGACUUGUAAGUGUCACCGUGAUAGAUGGCAGUGCAAUCCAUUAUGCAAAGACAAGGCUCUUAACAUGAAAUUUUAGAAUUCAAUUUUACGAUUUACAGAGAGGGCCCCCCUCAUAUUUACGGCGCAGAAGCCUGUUUGGAUCUGCUCUUGGUGUAAUUGAAACCAGGGCUGUGGGUCUCGGCUGCUCACUCUGCCACUUUUUAAACAGGGAGGAGAAAUAAGUACCCAUAAUGUUAAUAAUGGAGCAAAAAAGAUGGCUUUGCUGUUAAACCUUUUCUCCUGUAUCUCCCCUUACUGGUGGCAAAGGGCUGCAUGUCCAAUGGGAACGGGAAUGUACUGGGGUUGGGUUUGGCGGGAUGAAUCCAGCAUCCUCCAUCCUACAGCAUCAACAUCCUUCAGGAGACACCUUUGAGCAUUUCUCUCUUAAAAUCACUCUUUUUUUCUCCAUCGCUAAAUACAUGGUUAUUUGAACUCCCUUGUAAUACAGAAAGAUUCCGAGUUUUGUCAAACAAUAAAACAGAUACAUCUAUAAAUUUUAAUAAUCUCUUCAGUUCAAUACAAUUACUUGUGACUUCAGAGUGAAUUUCCAUCAGCUUCUGGGGGACAGGAGCCCUGUGUUUCUCCCAGGCAUCGUGCAGUGUGCACAAUGCAGUAUCCCCCAAACCAUCCCACCAAAGGGAAUCCUUCUGCAUCUCUUUGCUGCUUUCCUAUUUUUAGUGCAAAACUUGGUGUUCCUGGCAAAUUAUUGUAUGGCUCAACUCUUAACUCCCAUUCUAGGGGCCCUGAAAACCAUGAGUGAAAAUUAACUUAUAUAUAUAUAUAUAUAUACAUAUGUGUAUGUAUAUAUACACACAUAUACAUGUGUGGGGUUUUUUUUCCUCAGAGUUUAAAACCACUCAAGCAAACAACAGAACUUUCCAAAAACUAUUAGAACUUCUUGACAAUUUGUGGAUAUUGCUGAAAUAACCAAUCAAAGAAACACACUUUCCUAUUAAAAGAGAUUAAUUCUGUGCAAGGACUUCUAAUGCAGCUGCAUCUGAGAUGAGGACUUUGUGUCAAUGCUGCAUCUACAAGCCCAGCGCUGGAGACUCUUGCCAUUAUCCCGUGUAAUAAUUUUCCUGAAGUUUGGAACUUAUUUUUUGAGAAAUUUCUUUUUCUCGACACAUUGCGUUUCUAAUGCUGUAUUCUUGACUGUGUAAAUACGACCAGGCUGUAAAUAAGUGCAGAUGUAGAUACCUUCUAGGAAAAACAAAACAUCCAACAAAAAAAUAAUGAACAGACAGAAGUGACCGUGUGUAGCCUUCAGUGACAAAUAAAAGACUAUUUUGUGUUUAAA
Molecule: messenger RNA, 14772 nt
Organism: Coturnix japonica (Japanese quail)
Lineage: Eukaryota; Metazoa; Chordata; Aves; Galliformes; Phasianidae
Gene: TENM4
Product: teneurin transmembrane protein 4
Biological process (GO): neuron development; signal transduction; heterophilic cell-cell adhesion
Cellular component (GO): neuron projection; membrane
Molecular function (GO): cell adhesion molecule binding; protein homodimerization activity; protein heterodimerization activity
Source: RefSeq, a predicted model, not a curated record